AUGACGGCUCUUACCCCUCAGAGCGACAUGCCGACCCCUACCACGGACAAGAUAACCCAAGCUGCAAUGGAAACCAUAUACCUUUGCAAAUUCCGCGUCUCUAUGGAUGGCGAAUGGCUCUGCUUGCGUGAACUUGACGACAUUUCGCUUACGCCAGACCCUGAACCUAAUCCUGAAGAUCCCAAUUACCUGAUGGCCAACGAACGUAUGAAUCUCAUGAACAUGGCAAAGUUGAGUAUAAAGGGCUUAAUUGAAUCUGCGCUUAAUCUGGGGCGGACCCUGGACUCUGACUAUGCACCUCUGCAGCAGUUCUUUGUGGUUAUGGAGCACUGUCUAAAGCAUGGCUUAAAAGCUAAGAAGACAUUUCUUGGGCAGAAUAAGUCCUUCUGGGGCCCUCUGGAACUAGUGGAGAAACUUGUACCUGAAGCAUCAGAAAUCACAGCUAGUGUGAAGGAUCUUCCUGGUCUCAAGACACCUGCAGGUAGAGGGCGAGCCUGGUUACGAUUAGCACUGAUGCAGAAGAAGCUCUCAGAAUACAUGAAAGCCCUUAUUAACAGGAAAGAUCUGCUAAGUGAAUUCUAUGAGCCAAAUGCUCUAAUGAUGGAAGAAGAAGGUGCCAUCAUUUCAGGCCUUUUGGUUGGACUCAAUGUGAUUGAUGCUAACUUCUGUAUGAAAGGGGAAGAUUUAGAUUCUCAGGUUGGGGUCAUUGAUUUUUCAAUGUACCUAAAAGAAGGUCCUAUAGCAAAAUGCAGUGAAGGAGAUGGACAAAUAACAGCUAUUCUUGACCAGAAGAAUUAUGUAGAAGAACUAAAUAGACAAUUAAGUGCCACUGUUAACAACCUUCAGGCAAAGGUGGAUGCACUAGAAAAAUCCAACACAAAGCUAACAGAAGAGCUUGCAGUGGCAAACAACAGAAUCAUUACCAUGCAGGAGGAGAUGGAGAGAAUGAAAGAGGACACUACAUACUUCUCCAAGAAUUUAUUUCAGGGUAAUAAACAAGACAGGACUGCAGAUGGGCAGAUGCUAAGCGAAGUCAGGAAACACUUAAAAGAAGAAACUCAGUUAAGAUUGGAUAUAGAAAAAGAACUAGAAGUGCAGAUAGGAAUGAGACAAGAGAUGGAGAUGGCCAUGAAGAUGCUGGAUAAGGAUGUUUGUGAGAAGCAAGAUGCACUAGCAGCUCUCAGACAACAACUUGACGACCUCAGGGCCUUAAAGCAUGAACUCUCCUUUAAACUGCAGAGUUCUGAUCUGGCAGUGAAACAGAAGACCGAGUUAAACAGCCGCUUAGAAGAAAAAACCAAUCAGAUGGCUGCCACCAUUAAACAGCUGGAGCAGAGUGAAAAGAAUUUGGUGAAGCAGGCAAAAACCUUGAGUAGCACAGCGAGUAAGCUACUACACAAGCAGCAAUAG
Messenger RNA from Staurois parvus, 1410 nucleotides. The record is from the annotation of a GenBank genome assembly. Lineage: Eukaryota; Metazoa; Chordata; Amphibia; Anura; Ranidae.